This is a messenger RNA of Salmo salar (Atlantic salmon), 5223 nucleotides long. Lineage: Eukaryota; Metazoa; Chordata; Actinopteri; Salmoniformes; Salmonidae. The record is from RefSeq and is a predicted model, not a curated record.
UAUACAGCAUUGGUGCAGUGAGAGCAGUAGGUUGUAUCUUUGAUAACCCGACUGGUUUAGGGGCCUGGGAGGCUCGAUCCGGAGGUCUCCCAUGAUAUCCUGCGGCUGGGGCUUUGUCGCUUAGCAACAUAUCAAACUUUCUCCAGCUGAGCUUCCAGUAAAAACAAACGUGCUCUCCCAAGUCAUGUAGCUAGCUAACACUGUCACUUAUUUCAGCUAAUAGUUCAGGUGAGUCAACGUCUACGACACAGCCGGAAUGUCAAAAGGUCCACCAAAGAAAAAGGAGUUGUCCUCCAGCCGAGUCACUUCAUCACAAGGACAGACACCAAAUAAAGAAGUAUCAUCCCUGGUGGCUAGUGCCUCAGAGGGCCCAGGAGAGCUGAGGAGAUGCCGCUACCCCAUCUGGCCGGAGUGGAGUGAGGCAGAGGUCAACACAGAGAAAUGGGAUGCGGCCAAGGGCGCUAAGGAUGGAAAGAUGGGGAAGAGUCCAUUUUUGCCAUUCUUUGAGGAUCCAGAGGGAAAGGUCGAGCUGCCUCUGUUGCUGAAAGUGCACUCAUGGAAGCGCCCUUCAGAGCACAUACUCACCAAGGGCCUUCAGUAUAUCCUUUUCAUCAUACAGACUGCCGCCUUAAAGUCGACACUGCAAAGAGACUGCACAAGAACAGAAUGUUCCACUAUACCUCCGGUAAUAGUGGAGAACGAAUCAUCAUUUGACCUGACCGCAGCCAAUGAACAUCUGCUCUGCAGUGAGCUCUUCAGGUGGAUAGUGAGUGAAAUCUACAUAGUGUGGAAGAUCUAUAAUGGGACGUCAGUAGAGCAGGGGUCUGAUGUCUGGAAGCCUUGGGAACACAUCUACUCCCUGUGUAAGGUGGUCAAGGGACACAUGCCUCUCUAUAACGUCUAUGGGAAGUACGUGGUCAAACUAUACUGGAUGGGCUGCUGGAGGAAGAUCAUGGUGGACGAUGCGUUGCCAUUUGAUGAGGACAACAACCUGCUGCUUCCUGCCACCACCAACCAAUCAGAGCUGUGGCCCAUGCUGCUGGCCAAGGCCAUCAUUAAACUGGCCAACACAGAUGUGGUGUCAGGACAGAGGAAGGAGCUGGGAGACUUCACUGUCAUCCAUGCUUUGACCGGAUGGAUUCCUGAACUCAUCCCUCUACAGUCCCGGUACCUGGGCAAGGUUUGGGACUUCCUGAAGGACACCGUUCCCAAAUUCCAGUAUGUGGAGGAGAGCUCGGAGGAGAAGCCCCUGACCAGGGAAACCUCCGGAGUGAGGGAGUCCAGACACAACGAGUGCAAGGGCGAGUCUCCCACAGCAACCAGAACCCUGGAGAAAAGCAAAGAUUCAGCCAAGAAGAAAGGGAAAGAUGUGGAUAAAGACAGAAAGUCAUCUCAGCCCAAUGCUGUCCAGCCCAACACUACCAAUCAGCCCACUACAGACAGUAUUUCACCCCCUCCUGCUCCAGAGAUGGUGGUGUGUGCCAGCUACCAGCCACUACACCUCCUGGAGAAGAAGACCUCUGUACUGGGACAGAUGGCGGAUUCGUCGGAGCGGCUGAGGCACUACGGUCUGUCUCGGCUCUACAGCCACCCAGUCCUGGUGACCCGUACCCGCGCCUGCCCUCUGGUGGCGCCCCCCAAACCACCCGCCGUGCCCCGCUGGAAACUCAUCCGACCCCGCAAGGAGACCACAAUUACAGACGAGCCCCGGGAGCCUGCGGUGGUGAAACCAGAGCAGUUCAUCGAGAUAUCCAGCCCCUUCCUCAACUACAGGCUGUUGACCAUGCCUGCUGAGAUGGAGGCCCAGCAGAGCAGUCACAGGAAGCGUGCAUGCAGCUCCACGCUGGCGUCCUUCGCCGAGACAGAGGAGAGCGAGAGCCGAGGGGCCCCGGAGCCCAGUACUGCACAACACAGCAUCAACUCACUGUACAAAGUGGACACAGCUGAGGUUAUAGCAGAUGACAAGAAGAAGGAUGACAAUACAACCAAUGAUCAGGAGGUGUGUGAGACUGCCCCAGCCACAGAGCGGUCCAAACAGGCUAACGAGCCCAGCUCGGCGCUGCUGAAGUCUCAGGAUUUGUUUGUUUCUGAGAAGCCUAUGUUACAGGAGUCCUGGGUAGACCUGGAUGACUUCUCCAAGUGCUUCCAGACACUUGUGGUUUUCCACAAGCCUAACACGUAUCCAAACCAUUUCCAGAAAUCGCAUUUCAAGAGCACCAUCUCCUCCAAAGUAUCAUCCAUGACUCUGAACUGCCCUGUAGGCUCCACCCACUCUGCUGCUACACCUGUACGCCACCCAGGCUCCUCGGCUGCUGCACAUAUUCAGUCUCCAGAUGAGAAGGGCUCUCACUACCUGUUGGUGGACAGCCUGCAGCCUUCCCACAUCCUCAUCAGCUUCUCUGCUUUGGUACACUGGGGAGAGACAGCCGAUGAGAAGAAGGAGAGUCCUGUGUGCAGGUCUGGAGUUCUCAUAGCAGAGCCCUACUCCUGGAAGAGUCUGCUGCGUCAGCUACCUGUCCUCCACAUCCAGACCACUGCCUGCAAGGCUGCCCUGCUGGUCCUCCCCCCUGGGCGUCAUGUCCUGUGCAUCCACACGAGGGCGCCUCUGGGCUACCACGUCCACCUGUACAGCAUGGCACCCUUCGUUUUCGGAGACGAGGAGACUGUCAUGCCUCACCUUGACAAGGAGAGUGUGCGUUUUUGUGAGCAGGCCCUGUCUAUUCUGAGGGCACUGGGCAGAGUGGUCAGCUCCUUCUCAGAUGAGCUGGAGCUCCCAGCAGCCACCAGGGCUCUGGGGGACGCCCACUGUCCCGCUCAGCUCAGCACUGUCGGAGGGCUCCGAGACCACCAGAGGGUGUUUAAUGAAGCAGUGUAUCACAUGAUCUGCGUUGCUCUGGACAGGAAGCUGUCAGCAGAGGAGCUGUUUGCUGUCCAGGCCCUUACCAACGACCCCUCGCUCUCCACCAGCGAGACAAGGGGACCGUCCUCCACAGAUUGUGAGGCACCAGAGGGUUGGGGCAGCAGGAAGCCCACCGAGCAGGAAAUCCAGGCAGUCAGGAUCCUCCAGGCCGGCUUCAAGGGACAUCUAGUCCGCGAGAUCCUCAAUUCUACUAAACCAGGCACAAAGGAGAAUCUCAGUGCCUCAAAGACGCUUCAGGAGAUGUGGGCUAGUGUGGAAUCGGAUGCAGAGAAACACGCAGUGUCUUUAUUGAGGUACAUCUUCAGUAACGAUGAGAGGACAGCUGAACUGUACCCCUGUCGGGAGGAUGAGUGGACCAGAAUCACGUUCACUGACUACUCUGUCCCUCUGCCUGAACUGGCCAACUCCUGGAUACUGGUCUUCAGAGAGGUGUUCUUGGUGCCUAAAGAAAUGCUGCUGGUGGCUAAGGUCUACUCCCCAGUCUCCUCCUGUCUGCUCCACGUCAUAGACAACAACACAGGAGAGGAGCUACCCAGAGUCUUCCAGAGAGUAGAGCCCCACGUCUACAAACAUAACCAGCGUGGAUACACCUUUAUGGCGGAGGCCCACACCCCUGACACACCCCUCGUGGGGGCCAAGUGGAGGAUGCGUCUGAUUGGCUCAUGUGAUCUUCCUGACCUGGCACGAGAGGCUCCACUCAACAACUUCUCUGUGAAGGAAUUCAGGGAUUACUACAUUCCCAAUGACAGGAACGUCAUCUGCAGGUAUUCUGUGAAGGUGACCGCGGACCACGCCGGUACAGUCCAGUUCCAGACGUCCAAACCGGAUGUUCACAUCCGCCUCUCCGUCCUGGACCAUGAGGAAGUGGUAGCUAGUAACACUGGGAAAGGCCACGUGGUCAUCCCGGUAUACCACUUCCAUCCUAGCAACUCCGCCUCCUGCGGACCCCCCCAGGCGGAUGGAAAGCAGAUCCAGGAAGAGGCCAGAGUGACAGGCUCUACCCAGGGAGGAGGGGGCCAGGAAGGCAUGGCCAUAGAGACUCCCCACCUGACCGACCAGACCCAGAACCAGCCUCUCACCCAGACCCAGCCGCCCAUGGAGACUAUGGGCCAUAAGUACAUAGUGGUGGCGGAGGUGUUGCAUAAGAGCUGGGCUCUCGACAACUCUCAGAUGGCCUUCGUCCAUACACUCAGGGACCUGGAGAGGAACGAGAUGAAAGUGCAUGGGGAGAAGCAUGAGGACCCGGCAACUCCGGUAAGUGGUGAAGCCCAGAGCAGCGAGAGCCAGAAGUCAUCCACCCCCAAGGGCAGUCGCAAGGGCAAAGGUGACAAGGACAAGGACAAACCCCCAGCCAAGCCUGGCUCCAGGAUGGAAACGAGCCUGGAUCAGUCGAAGCCUUACUGGACACUGCGUGUGGUGAGUGACCAGUGUGAUGCGGAGGUAAUCGAGGUGAGGAAGGACACAGAGAGACUGGAUGAAAUCAGAGCUAUGAAACAGGCCUGGGAGACCGCUGAGCCUGGCAGGUGUAUCAAGGCCCUCCAGUCCAGACUACAGUUCAUUAACAAACUCCUACGUGGGGCCAAUGCAGACACACCCACUGAUGGGACAGAGAGUGGAGAGCCAGCUAUCCACCCCCAGUCCCCUGAUGCUCAUAUGAGUCUGUCCAAUCAGGAGCUGGCUCUCCUCAGCCAACCAGAUCCCUCCCAGCACCACUUACCUAUGGACUACACCCCCUUCAUCAGGAGGCAGCGGGAGGUUCCUGUUCUGAAGGACCAGGUGAUGGAGGAGGCCCAGCGGAGGGAGCGCUUAGAGCAGAUCCAGGGCUUCAGGUUGGUCAGAGACACUGUGCUGGAACACCGCAGGCAGGAGCAGGCUAACAGGAAGGAGCUCAAGAGACGCCAGCUGGAGAUGUACGACGGCCUUCAGGUGGCGUUGGGAGUGCAGCGUCAGAAGGUGCUGGCGGCCCGGGAGGUGUUCCGAAACCGGCUACUGGAGGCGGAGCUUCGUCGUCAGGAGGAGGAAGAGGUGGCUCUGGAGGCCGCCAGGCAGCUGGAGCUAGAGAAGAAUGCCGCCCAGCAACCCAGUAAGCAGGCCAAGAGUGCCAGCAAGAAGAAGUGAUCCCAUUGGGUACGCCAUCACUGUCCCCAACUCCUCCUCCUUGAUUGUCAGCCAAUCUGAGUCAGUCGUUAUGAUAUAGAGCAAUAUUUAUAGAGAGCAAUAUUCAUCUAAAGUGUUUUUACUUCAGUGUUUAGAAAUUAUUAUUUUAUUGCAAAUAGUGCUUCAUUAAAUACUAUUCACAUGUA